Molecule: messenger RNA, 459 nt
Organism: Lodderomyces elongisporus
Lineage: Eukaryota; Fungi; Ascomycota; Pichiomycetes; Serinales; Debaryomycetaceae
Exons: 1
Coding region: 1-459 (152 amino acids)
Source: RefSeq, a predicted model, not a curated record
AUGAAGUUUGUACAAUUGUUUUUUGCAAUUGCGACUCUUUUUGCUACGUUGAAUGCAAUCUUUUUUGGUUACCCCAACAAAACUGAUGGAAGUAUAAUUUUUGGUUUGCAUGACAAAAGAGAAGAGGCAAAACCAGUGCCACUUCCAAAGAGGGAAAUCAAAACAGGAACUGCCUCGUAUAGAUAUGGAACAGGCAAGAGAGACACGUACCCAUUACCAGCAUGGAUCCCGCUUGAAUACUUGGAUGGUGUUGUCAACUCGUACCUCAACCACACCAUCCCAAGAGGGAAAGCUGGUUUCGAUAAGGUUUUGGAAAUAUUGCACAUUAAUGCAACCUUGGCUUCUGAGCUUUACUUAUUCCCAAACCAAACGGCAAUAGCCUGGGCCGGCGAAGUGGCGAUUAUUCGUGCUAUCGAAAGAGAAUACGCGGAAACCCAUCCAGCGCCUAAACCAUUCUAG